Messenger RNA from Rhipicephalus sanguineus (brown dog tick), 516 nucleotides. RefSeq names its product pseudouridine-5'-phosphatase. Gene Ontology annotation, molecular function: phosphatase activity. The record is from RefSeq and is a predicted model, not a curated record. Bases 1 to 516 code for a protein of 171 amino acids. NCBI's taxonomy places the organism in Eukaryota, Metazoa, Arthropoda, Arachnida, Ixodida, Ixodidae. The transcript has 3 exons.
AUGUCCACCUUCAAAUCCGUGUCGCACGUGCUGUUUGACCUCGACGGCCUGCUGUUAGACACCGAGAAACUCUACUCGCGCGCUGCGGAGAUGCUUGCAUCUAGCUACGGCAAACAAUUUACCUGGGAGCUUGACAGGCGCGUGCUGGGCACACCAGACUUCGACGCGGCGCGCACGAUCGUCGAAUCCCUUGGCCUGCCGAUCACUCCGAGCGAGUGCAUGGAGAAGCUGAACCAGAUCUGCGGGGAAUAUUACCACGACUGUGACCUAAUGCCUGGCGCUGAACGUCUCCUGCGCCACCUGAAGGCUCACGGUGUUCCCAUGGCUGUCGCGACGAGCACCACGCCUGCUUUGUUCGAUCUCAAGAUGUCACGGCAUCGAGACCUUGUGCCACUCUUUCACCACGUGGUCUGUACCGGCGGAGGAACGAAAGUAAAGCGCGGCAAGCCACACCCAGACAUCUUCCUCCUGGCUGCGUCAAUGUUCGACGAGAAGCCGCCUUCCGAAAAGGUGUAG